Messenger RNA from Alosa alosa (allis shad), 2218 nucleotides. RefSeq names its product UDP-GlcNAc:betaGal beta-1,3-N-acetylglucosaminyltransferase 5b (gene b3gnt5b). Gene Ontology annotation, cellular component: membrane. The record is from RefSeq and is a predicted model, not a curated record. NCBI's taxonomy places the organism in Eukaryota, Metazoa, Chordata, Actinopteri, Clupeiformes, Clupeidae. The transcript has 2 exons. Bases 202 to 1344 code for a protein of 380 amino acids. Gene Ontology annotation, biological process: brain development.
GGGGGAGGGGGGAGGCACUUCCUCCAGUCGCACGCACCUAAUGCUACGCGCUGGAUUUCAGACUCUUGAACGACAAUUCAGACGUGGGUCAAGGAGGGGAGAGCAUGAAGUCAACCCACUGAAUUAGAACUUCAGAACUUCACAAACAUCACAUAAUUAGUGUGAAAAACCUCCGGACCAGAUAGGCUGGAAAAUCUUAGGAUGUUUGUGAAAUUCCGACGGCCUCAGAGAUGCCACUUUGUGCAGGUGAUCUUCAUUGGUCUUAUGUUGUCAGGGAUCAUGCUUUAUUGGGACAAAUUGAACAGCUUCUCAUUUGAUAAUUUAAGUGCAAAUCCUUACCACUUCCUCGGCAUGGGCCCAAGUUUCAGAAACAGUAGCUUCACUGUCAGCAGGGCGGAGGCUCGUAAAUUCAGUAAUUACCACUAUUUGAUCAACCACAAGAACACGUGUGAGUCCAGUAAUGUGUUGCUCCUCCUUUUUGUCAAGAGUUUCCCUCAGAACUUUGCCCGUCGUCAAAGUAUACGAUUGACCUGGGGUAAUGAGCGCUAUAUUGAUGGUGAACUGGGUGUGUCUGUGAAGGUGCUGUUUGCUUUAGGUGUCCAUCCACAUCUGAAAGACAGGGCGCUGAUCCAGGGUCAGUUAUUUCGAGAGGACCAAAUGUACCACGACUUAAUCCAGCAGAGCUUCAUCGAUUCCUUCUACAACCUCACCACUAAACUACUUCUUCAGAUCAACUGGGCACACACCUACUGUAGUCAUGCUCACUUCCUAAUGUCUGCUGAUGACGACAUGUUAAUUCAUAUGCCUAACUUGGUCACUUACCUUAAGCAAGUGCACCAGGCAGGUACUCGGGACUUCUGGGUGGGCAGGGUGUUCAAUAAUACGGGACCAGUUCGCAUUAAGAGCAGCAAAUAUUAUGUGUCACCUCAUCUGUAUCCAUGGGACUCUUAUCCGGCCUACACUGGAGGAGCAGGAUAUGUGGUCUCCAGAGAUGUGGCCUCACGAAUACACCAAGCUUCACUUACGCUUAAUGCUACGCUCCACAUUGAUGACGUUUUUAUGGGGAUCUGUGCCAGUGUUAUAGGGGUGGCUCCAAAAGCACACAAUUUUUUCUCGGGUGAAAAAAAGUCUCCUCAUCAUCCUUGCAUCUACAAACAAAUGAUGACAUCUCAUGGACACGAGUCAGACCUUCAGGAACUCUGGGGACAGGCAACUAACCCUGAGGUUCAAAAGGUGGACUCUGGCUUUACAGGCAAACUGUACUGCUCAGUAAUAAAAUGUGCACUGCUUUGCAAUCCAUUCAUCCGAAACACUUAUCCUUGCAACCCAUCAACCAUUUUCUAAGGUUGAUGUUUGAACCUUUGUCACAUAGAAGACUUGAUGCUGUGAAAUAAGUACAUGUUAAAAUGUGUGGUGCUAAUAUUGUCAUUUUUGGGAAAUGUCUGCAACAUUGGAAGUCCAAUUACUGAAAACACUGUCUGAGCUAGGUACAGCUAAGAACUGAAAGUGCAAUGAAGACAUUAUCCUCUUUUGAAGAGGAAUCCAUUGACUGGAGUAAAUGUAUGUAAUGUAUGUAAACUUAUGAUUGACGUUGAGUAUAAAACAUUUUUUUAAAAACGUUCCUGGGCAGUCUUUCCUCACAUCAUGCUGUUUACCAGUUGUGUGUGUAUUUUUUUACACUGCUGAUGCAUCAUUGUGAAUCCUUUGGUUUGUGAAUGAAUGCUUUGCACAUGAUGAACUUAUAUCAUGAUUUCUCAUCUCAACAUGUAUUAGUUUGAAAUUAACAUGGAUCAACAAGCUUGACUGACUGUAUUGACGUAUUUAAGACCUUCCCUGUGAAUGAGAACACUGUCGCUAUGAGGUGAUCAAAUUAAGCAGUUUUUUUAAGUAUCUGGCUGGUUAUACAUGUAAAAGUUUAAACACAUGUAACUGAGAGAAAAAUCACAUCUGUAAAAUUGAAAAGGUGUUGGCUGUGCUGUUCUUGGCAACAGCUUCAUUGAAGCUUCAGAGAAUAGACAAUGGAGAUGUUUUUGUCCCAUAGAUCAGUAGUCUUCCAUAAUGAAGACAGAACAAUUACAGUUGAAAAAUGUUACCUGUUGGUCUGUUCUUGGGGUAUUUUGCUGUUGGGAACUAUCAGCCUUGACAUAGUCCUGUGAUGUAUGUUGUGGAUUCUUUGAAAUACCAGGCUACUGAUAUUUCACAUGUGUGAAUGAAACUC